Molecule: messenger RNA, 2135 nt
Organism: Stomoxys calcitrans (stable fly)
Lineage: Eukaryota; Metazoa; Arthropoda; Insecta; Diptera; Muscidae
Gene: gsb
Product: protein gooseberry
Exons: 2
Coding region: 222-1631 (469 amino acids)
Biological process (GO): anatomical structure development; regulation of transcription by RNA polymerase II
Molecular function (GO): RNA polymerase II cis-regulatory region sequence-specific DNA binding; DNA-binding transcription factor activity, RNA polymerase II-specific
Source: RefSeq, a predicted model, not a curated record
CCGGACAAGUCACAUCUCUAAGAAAAAAUCGCUUCUCUUUAAGAUACGACUCCAAAAAAAAAAAAGAAAAAAUAAACAUAUUUUCUAUUGAUUAAAGAAAUUACCAGAAACAAAACAAAAAACCGCUUAGUAGAAAAAAUCAAAGUUUUAAUCAAUCAGUGCAACAAGUCAAGUGCCAAAUAUUGUGGAUACACCAAAAACAAAAAAUAACAGCAACGUAAAUGGCUGUCUCAGCUUUAACCAUGACUCCAUAUUUCGCUGGAUAUCCCUUUCAAGGACAAGGUCGUGUCAAUCAAUUGGGCGGUGUCUUCAUUAAUGGCCGUCCCUUGCCAAAUCAUAUUCGCAGACAAAUUGUCGAAAUGGCUGCUGCCGGUGUCAGGCCUUGUGUCAUCUCUCGCCAGCUUCGCGUCUCACAUGGUUGCGUUUCAAAGAUUCUGAAUCGUUACCAGGAGACUGGCUCCAUACGCCCCGGCGUUAUUGGAGGCAGCAAGCCACGUGUGGCCACUCCCGACAUUGAGGCCAAAAUCGAGGAAAUGAAACAGGAAAACCCCGGCAUCUUCAGUUGGGAGAUUCGUGCCAAGCUCAUCGAAUCAGGCAUGUGUGACAAGAAUUCAGCCCCUUCGGUCAGCUCUAUCAGUCGUUUAUUGCGUGGAGGAUCCAUGAGUGAGUCUGGCCCCAAUGGCCACUCCAUCGAUGGCAUUUUGGGACCCUUAUCAGGCCAUUCGGGAGAUGACAGCGAGGAUGAUGCCGAACCUGGAGUAGAAUUGAAGCGUAAACAACGCCGUUCCCGCACCACCUUCAACAAUGAGCAGGUUGAUGCUUUGGAACGUGUGUUUGCCCGCACCCAGUACCCAGAUGUCUAUACCAGAGAAGAAUUGGCCCAAUCCACAGGACUCACCGAGGCACGCGUCCAAGUGUGGUUCUCAAACCGCCGUGCUCGUCUACGCAAACAGCUUAACACCCAGCAGGUCAGCAGCUUCAGUGCUCCUUCAUCGUCCUUUGCUGCCUCUAGUGCUGCCCAAUAUCCUGCUGCAGCCCAUCACAUGUCCACCGCUUCAGCCUUGACUCACUCUCACAAUAUGGGUUUGUACAGCCAGACCUCAAGCUGGCCCUCACUGGGAGCAGCUCAACAGACACCAGCCACUAGCUUUGAACAAAAUCACACCUAUGCCCACUCAACGGGAUCGGCGCCCUCCAUGUCACCCCACAGUUCUUCGGGCUACAGCUCCGCCUCGCUAUCCCCUAACCAUCAGCCAACUCAAACUGCCGUCACCUCCGCCAGUGCCAACCAGAACUACAUGAACUCCACUUCCUAUGGUCAAUCAGCUAUUGGACAAUCUUCAAGUGCUGCCUACACCUCAUCAUCGGCGGCUUAUCCCUCAGUGUCGGCCUCAGCUGCUUUUGGUGCCUCACCAGCUGAACAGCUGCGUUCCCAGUUCGCCUCUGCCGCAGCUUCGGCAACAUCACAUCAUCAUCCCUCAUCAUGGGACUCUUACAACUUCUCUAGCUCCUUCUUCGCUCCCUCGGCCACUGGCAAUCCCAUGAACUCUUAUCACGCCAGCAUGGUUGACACCAAACCUGCUGCCACCGCCGCCACUGCUGCAGCAACCUAUCCCUACUUUGGCUUCUAAUCGCACAGAGACACACACGUGCGUUCUCCCUAGUACACCUUCGCUCGCUUAUCACAUCAAAGCCGCCAAUUUACAUAUCGAGCCCAUUUAUUUGGCGUUAAUAGCGCUUUCAAUAAUCAAACAAUUUCUCGUUUUAUCGGCGAUAAUUUAUUCAGAUUUUCUUAGGUUAUCUUUAUGAUCUGUUUGACUUGAGAUAUUCUAUUGUUCGUUUGGAAGAAAAACACAACUUUGUAAUUAUUUAAAUAUAAGAAUUGCCUCUCUUUCUCUAUCUAAUAUAAGCAUAUCCAUGAUCCAUGGCAGAUGAUGAUGGUAGAUAUUUGGUAUUAUCAUCUGUUAUUUAUCCCCCAACCCCCCCUUCCCCACCACCCAACACCCAACUGCCCAAUGAGUUUUGAGACUGUUGUAGAUAUGUUAAGUUUUUAAUUUGUAGUCCUAUCUAAGAUAAGUUUUGAUCGUUUUUGUUUUUUGAAAAAUACAUUCAAGAAAAAUUAUUUGAAAAUCAAA